UAAUAAUAAUUAUACAAUAUAACCCACUUCCUUAUAUGAUUAGUGGGUCUUAAUUUGUAAGUUUGUUAGGUACAAUUUGCAGCUAAUUACAAUGUAGUGUAUUGUGAGCUACUGCUAUACUCUAAUUACAACGGCCAGCUAUUCUUACAAGUAUUAGUAUUUAAUUCCUAAAAUCUUAACUAACUCUAUUGCCUGCAGCGUCACAAAUGUGUCAGAAAUAUGUAUAUAAACCAAUUUUAUUGCCUUGCCCAUCGAGCUAAUCCCGAUGGGCGUGCCCCUGACACUGGGCAGGCCAGGAUGUUAUUCGCUGCAGGUUCCUAAUACUAAUUUCCUGAUCUAAUUUCUACUAACUAAAUCUAACCUAAGUCAUUUCCGGUGCACCGUCCAGUCCGUGAUGUUAUUCCCCACUCCUCCUAGUUCCGCACGUGGCGGAUUCCAGACUAUUAAGGCCGGCCUAUCCACGCGCAGGCGGUAGAGGAGCAGGAUGCGUGUUUGGUAUCAGAAUUUCUCUAGUUUUAUUUUAAUUUAUGUUAAUUUAUUUCCCUCAGGUAUUCCUUUAGCACUUUUCGUGAUACCUCGUCUGCUAGUUUAUUUAGAGUUUGAAAAGAGUCUUGUUGUCUUAUGAGGUGGUAUGUGUCAUGGUCAGGUAGUUGGUCACAUAGUGUGGAAGCAACAUCAUUGAAGAGGGGGCACUCGUAAAUCACAUGAUCGGGAGUGCCCUCCGGUUCACCACAUUCACACGCGGAUGUCGCCCUUUUCCCGAACCGACAUAAGUAUGUCGGCUAAGGCCCAUGUCCAGUGAGAAAAUGGGUUAGUCCUCUGGUGGGUUCAAAGUAUUCCAUUUUUAAUCGUUCCCUAAUGUUUGGAAUAAGUUCAUAUGUCCUACACCCUGUUUCAUCCGUCUCCCAUAGUUCUUGCCACAGUUGUUCACCCCUUUGCCGAAUCUCACCCCUGUCCCUAACCCCAGUGCCUAAAAUCUCUUCUAUCUUCGUUACAUUUCCUUUCUUAGCCCAAAACCAUGCGGCCUGCUCCCUAAUUUUGAUGUACAAGGGGCAGAGCCCCAUUAUGAACAAUAGUCUCCCCCUGGUGAUGUUCUAUAAGCCCCCACGGAUCUGAGUAUCCUGUUCCUUUGAACCUAUCUCACAGUUUAGUAAACUGUAGCUUUGAAAGCCCGUCUCCUGUAUGCGCAAUUUAAGUGUUUCAUAAAACUAUGAAGAAAGUUCGAGUAUUAGCACUGUUAAAAUGUGUAUAUCAUCGUAUCCAGUAUAAAUGAGAUUAAGAUGGCGGCGAGUAUAGACGUUAUAGUAAACUGCUCCGCGAAAUUUAGUAGUAUUAUUGAUAUAAAUUGCGUAUUGUGCAAUGAAGAGGUUAUAGAAGGUAUCAGAUUGUGUCCAGUGAUUAAUAAGUGGCUUCACUCAUCGUGUUUGUGUAAAAUAAAUACGACAGAUCACUCAUGUUGUUGUGGCCAGGCGCAGUGUGAUCCACAAGUAACUGCUCUCACGAAAUUUUUAAAUGGUCACAAUGAAUCCGUUGAAGAUUGUUUGAAACAGGAUUUACAGAAUGCAAGAAAAUACGUCCUCGACAUUGAAAAAGUGGUAAGUUCUUUUGAAAAAAGAAGAAACUCGGAAGAAAGUGUUAUUUGUAAUCGUUUCCCUAAUCCUAUAGAAACGAUCCAUUCAAAUCAUCAUGAACCUAUGUUAACAUUAUUCUCGGCAAAUACUAACAAGUGCAGCAAGCUGUUAUUAUACAGGCCUACUGAACAAUUAAAUGCUGCGAGUGUGAUGUUUAAGUCUGCCAAUGAUGAAAACAGCAACCUCAAAAAAGUGAGUUUAACUUGUAAAUCUACAGGGAAGAAACUUAAUGUCAAUCCAGUGUCAAAUAAAAGUGAAAUAUGUAUAUUAUGAGAUAGCCAUGCCAAAGGAGUAGCCAGUAUAAUGAUAGCUAUGCAAUCUCGCUACAAAAUUACUAGUGUUGUGAAAUCAGGUGCACCUCUUGGCGAGAUUGUGAAAAACUGUGAAAAGCUAACAAAAAAUUCCUCUGUCUGUGUCAUAAUAGGUGGUGCAAACGAUGUUUAUCGUAAUGAAAGCCAUCAUGCAACAAGAGCACUCAAAGAAACUUUGGAAAAACUCUCACAUAUAAAAGUUUUCGUGCUUAGUGUUCCACAUAGGCAUGACUUAAUAAGUAGCUCGUGUGUUAACCUAGAAAUUAACAAAGUCAACAGGAAAAUAAGAAAACUCUGCUGCAGUUUCCCACAGGCUACCUUUAUUGACGCAAACAGCAUGGAGAGAGCUCACUUUACAAAGCAUGGUAUGCACAGGAACACACAGGGAAAGGAAGCUAUGUGCAAACAAUUGUUAAAUACUAUUAACUGCAACACAGUGGAAGGUCGUGCUGUAAUCCCUCUGCCAGUAUGCUUAAUAACAAAAACGAAGAAAAUGAAUGGAUCAGAAGUUUCAGUACCUAGAUGCACAGAUGAUUCUGUUUCUUCACCAAACAUAGAUAACUCAAUGGUUACAUGUACUGCAGACGAAGAAAAGGCAGCAUUUCCACUCUGUGAACCUACAGCAACACAACUUGUGCACCUGCCUACAUGCAGUUCGUCAAAAAUAUCACUGCCAGCAGAAACACCAGCUGCAACAGCAGUACAACCCCUGGAGCCUACAGCAACAGCAAUCUUAUCCCUACCUGCAAGCAAGUCAAUAGCUCCAUCAUCUUCAAGGGAAUUGACAGCAUCAGCUCAAGGUAAAUCAACAAGCAAGUCAACAGUUUCAUCAUCUUCAGUAAAGAAGGAAGCAUCUACUGAAGAAAAAUCGACAUCAUCACAGAGAACAGGAGGUAAACGUAAAGUUGUGUGUCCUCCUCAUCUGAAGGAUUUUUUAACCACAGGCACGAGAAAGAAGAAACCACCAAAAUAGAUUGUUUGUUGAAGAUUCAAAAUGGUGCAAGAACAAGAAAAGCCUAAGGUUAAGGGUACCUUUGAUGCAGAUACAAUGAAGGAAGGUGUUACACUUGUUCUACAGUGAGAUUCUAUCAGGAGUACUGCUAAAAAGAUGAAUCUAAAGUUUCAGACACUUGCUAGAUAUAUAAAGAAAUUAAGAACUAAUCCUGGCAAUGCUAUCGAAAUGAAAUUCGCUGUGAUGUUCGCAUAGUUUUGUCAGAAGAACAAAAAGAGGACUGUUUAAUUUUUUAUAGCUAAUGCA
Schistocerca gregaria is the source of this 3200-nucleotide messenger RNA. RefSeq lists its product as uncharacterized. Lineage: Eukaryota; Metazoa; Arthropoda; Insecta; Orthoptera; Acrididae. The record is from RefSeq and is a predicted model, not a curated record. The transcript is spliced from 2 exons. Bases 1935 to 2915 code for a protein of 326 amino acids.